GGAACACAUCUGUUCAGGAACAGAGAAGGAAGGCAGCGGGACAGAGCAGGCGAGUGCAAAGCAGGAACGAAGUUGUGAAGCAAGUGCUGGAAUCAAUCCCACAAUUCCUCAACACAAGAGAGGCCACCAUCUCUGAUUCGGCAAAGAUGACGUCAUUGAAAUCACUUGACUAAGGAGGACCGGGAUUUGCAUAUCUCUAUCAGCUGUAUUUUUACAUAGUUCUAUUCUUCCAAGCAUAUGAUAUUAUAUACACUCUCAGUAUGAUGGAGAUGUUUUGGACAGCGGUUGUCUUCUGCAUGUGUGGACGUACAGUGGAAGUUUAUGGAACAGGUGAUAAAGAUGCAUUGCCAACCACUUUGGAGAGCACGGUUACGUCUACUGUUUUACCCACUGUCUUACCCACAGAAGAUGAGAGCAUCAAACUUGUGGAUUGGCUCACAAAGUAUGGAUACCUCCCACCCCCUGAUCCCUCUACAGGCCAGUUACAGGCCUGGACUGCGGUCACUCAAGCAGUGAAGAAAAUGCAGAGGUUUGCUGGUUUGGAUGACACAGGAGUGUUAGAUGAAGAGACUGUUCAACUGAUGCAGACACCCCGCUGCUCACUUCCAGAUGAUGAUGACCAAACCAUUCAGACAUCGACACUACACAGUGAUAUGCAAAAUCAAAGAAUGAAAAGAGCAGCUUCUACCUGGACAAGAAGAAAUAUCAACUGGAGGCUGCGUUCUUACCCGGCAUCCUCUAAACUGUCCCGUGAAAUGAUUCGCUCCCUUGUGUACUAUGCACUCAGAGUGUGGGCCGAUCCAACAUUACUUGAGUUCCAUGAGGUGCGAGGACCAGAGGGGGCGGAUCUCCAGAUAGAUUUCUUGCGCGGUCCCCAUGGAGACGGAUAUCCCUUUGAUGGAGCAGGUGGAUCUGUUGGCCAUGCCUUCUUUCCAUCCGAUCCAGACAGGGCUGGUGGAGUUCACUUGGAUGCAGAGGAGGAAUGGGCCUUCAGACAACCAGCAACAGAGGGCACAGAUCUGUUCACAGUGCUGGUGCACGAGCUUGGUCAUGCCCUCGGACUGACCCAUUCAUCCGCACGCCAAUCUGUAAUGCGUCCAUACUACCAGGGGCCCCUGGGAGACCCGCUACACUUCAGCCUGGGACACCAUGACCUUCAACACAUCACAGCCCUUUAUGGUAAGAGGGGAAACCAUGAUCCAACUGAGAAACCUCUUCUUGUGACGGAGGCUCAACUGCGUCACCGACACGGAGGUGUACACAGACUCACACAUAUGUACAGACACGCUCAAAGCCAUUUGGACAGUUCUGUGGAUCGCUGUAACACCAGUUUUGAUGCAGUUACUAAGAUUCGUGGAGAGAUCUUCUUCUUUAAAGGACAGCACAUGUGGAGGGUGAGCAGAGGUGGUCUGGUGUCGUUCAGGGCUGUUCCUGUACAGAGACUUUGGUCAGCUCUUCCUUCUUCACUUCCUCCACUGCGUGCGGUUCUGGAAAGACACACGGAUCAUGCCAUCCUCUUUAUCAGUGGUUCCCAGGUUUGGCUGUUUAAGGAUCUGUCACUCCAAGAGGGUUUCCCUCAGCCUCUGUCUACUCUGGCUUCUGAGGACACAGAAGGAAUGGGGCAAGGAUUGCACUGGGACCCAAAGCAGGGUGUGGUGUGGGGGUCUGUGAGAGAAGAUGAAAAGAAAGGAGAGGAAAGCAAAGUCUGGAGAGAGCUCAUUGAAGAAGGAGUGAAUGGGAUUAUCAUGGAGAAUGAGAACGAUAGAGAAAGGACCGCAGACUUUAAGGGUUCAACCUACGUUUUCAAAGGCAAUUCCUACUGGAAAUUUACUCACCCAGGCUCCGCCCCUGAAGAGGGAUACCCUCGGCUUCUGGCCACUGAUUGGUUGGACUGCCCUCAGCCGUCCUCUUACAGCCCCGGUGACAUCUCUCUGAUCUCUCACUACGGUCAACAGGAGCUUCGUGAGCAGAAAGGGCAAAGAACAAUCGACCAGAUCAUUCACAAAGAAAAAAACGAAAGAGAUAAACCUCUUCGCUUGGACUGUCCAUGUCUAAACAGUGCAGUGACUCAAAGCGGACCUAUUUUACUACUGCCCAUUUUAUUUCUGAUUACUGGAACUUAUCCAUCACUUUAAUAUUUUCCACAUCCAAAUUUACACACUCAUACCCCAAAAUUACUUUUUCCUUGACUUUCAUAUCUCUGACCAAAGGAAGUGACUAAAUAGUUGGUGAUGCAGCAGUAUAAUCUGAAAUCCUCUUCUGGAGUGCUACAAUGUCGUCUUCGGUGGUCUUGAUUGCUCUUUUGGGCCUGUUUUGUUUGAGUCAGGCAUCUCUGCCAGACUGUAAGGAUCUUAUAACACCACUAACCCUGGAGGAUGACUAUAAAAGUAUCAUGGGUAAAUGGAUCUUCCUUGAAGGCAUAGCUGAUCACCAGUUAUUUACAGAUAUCUUGAAAACGGUGAACAGCUCAUGGGUAGAGUUUGGCCCCAGCACUCUUGCAAAUACUUUAACCCUCAGUCAAGGAAACAUGCUAAAAGGAAAGUGUGAAUUUAGCAACUUCAACGGAACUGUUAAAGAUAAUACUUUUCAUGUUAAUGAGAAUGGCACAAUAACAGAUGGCAAGUUCUUGCCAUCCUGUCCUGACUGUACCACCAUGAGCUUCAUCAGCCAAUUAAAAAAUGAGACCAUAAAGUCUCUGUACUUUUUCAAGAGAGAGAGCAACCCAACAGAGUCUGACAUGGACACCUACUGGAAGCAAGCUGAGUGUCUUGGAUUCAAAAGAGAAACCCAGUACUCCUAUGAUGGAGUGACAGAACAUUGUGACCGUUCAUCUCACCAGAAGCCAAGUUUGGACAAAUCAGAUCAUUAAUGCAUGCAUACAUUAAACAUUUUUAUGCAAACUAAAUUCGUAAGGACCACCGUGACAAGAAAAACAACAUGUGAAAGUGAAAUUGAAUAAAGAAUAUUUGUUAUU
Messenger RNA from Carassius gibelio (silver crucian carp), 2974 nucleotides. RefSeq names its product matrix metalloproteinase-17-like. The transcript is spliced from 18 exons. Gene Ontology annotation, cellular component: extracellular matrix. Gene Ontology annotation, molecular function: metalloendopeptidase activity; zinc ion binding. The coding region runs from base 261 to 2135 and encodes 624 amino acids. The record is from RefSeq and is a predicted model, not a curated record. Gene Ontology annotation, biological process: proteolysis; extracellular matrix organization; collagen catabolic process. Lineage: Eukaryota; Metazoa; Chordata; Actinopteri; Cypriniformes; Cyprinidae.